This is a messenger RNA of Didymella exigua CBS 183.55, 1971 nucleotides long. RefSeq lists its product as uncharacterized. The record is from RefSeq and is a predicted model, not a curated record. The transcript has 3 exons. Bases 1 to 1971 code for a protein of 656 amino acids. Lineage: Eukaryota; Fungi; Ascomycota; Dothideomycetes; Pleosporales; Didymellaceae.
AUGUCUUGGAACGGGCCUGUAGCUGGUGCUGCACCAUACCAAGCGCCACCAUAUGCCAACGGUCAACCUAGCUAUGGUCAGCACCCACCAUACCAGUAUGGACAACAAUCAUCUUAUGGCCAGUAUCAAACUGGACCAUCGUACCCAGGACCGCAGCAACGAACACAGGACAACAGGCCACCUAAGAAGAAAGGCAAUCCGAUAAUAACACGUUACCCACCUCCUCCCGGGUAUCGUGGGCCGGCGCAGCCUCAAGGUUCUUUCAAUACGCAUCAGCACCCUGCACAGUAUCAUCAACCAACGCAGCCCGGCUUCCCACAGGUCCCUCCAGUGCAACCCACCUAUCCGAGUCAAGGAUAUAUAGGAGCAGCCCCUCAGCAAGGGUUUACGCCACAGAGCUUUAGCGCUGCCAAAUCAAGCUAUCCAUCAUCGUAUCCCCAAGGACAGAACUACCAAUGGUCUCAGCAAGCAUACCAGGCGAGCCAAGGUCCACCUCAGGCACCUGUGUACCCUAAUGGCCAAAACUACGGAGCUCCACAGACGUCAUAUCAACAGCGCCCUGCACUUACCGCUGCAACAGGUCCAAGCCAGCAAGGAUACAGUCAAGCUCCGGGGUGGCCAGCAGCACAUGCACAAGCCCAGACUACUUAUCCGCUACAGAGUCAAUACAAUUCGUACAGCGGUCCAGCUAUCAAUGACCACCCAAUGCUGGACCCCAACGCAACUCCAACCCAAGCCACUGCUCAGCCGGUCUCCGCUCCAACAGUCUUGUCGCACUCAUCCGCCAGCACCUCGCAUGAUAGUGCGACAAGCAAAAAGCAAGAGCUAUACUUGGCAUGGGACGACUGGGACUUUGACUUCGACGGCGCCAUCUGGCCUAAGAGCAACGAGCCUGUAGAUCCAAACCUCAGCCUGGGAGUCAUCAUAUGGCACCCCGCCAAACAAAUGACUCGAGCGUUGCCCGCAACCUUUGAGGAAGCAGAAGAGCAGUCUCUUAAGCCCGUUCCUGAGAAAUUUGGCAACGGCGAGUCAGUGUCGAUCUAUUUCACAGCAGAAAACUCUCACGAGGCCUUCCUGAACGUCAGACAGACUGACGAGUGGGACUACAUCAAGGAUGAUCCCGCCUUCGUCAUCUUCACUGACGAAGAGAUGCAACAGAACUUGAUGCCCGUGGAAGACUGCAUUGCCCAGCGCGAUCGACCAGAUGAGUUUGUUGACGAGGCUGCGAGACACGAAGAUGCCGAGAUGCGUGAAGCUGACUGGAAUAUUAUGGACAAUCUCGAACAAGCAUUGUCAGGAGGCGGCGAUAAAGCUGAAGCAAGACCUGCAGGUCAUGUCAGCGUAGCAGAACCCGCCAUGCCACAGACCCAGGAGGACAUUCUUGCUGCGCUAGGAGUCACCGGUCAGCCCAAGCCUGUGUCUGAAGAGCCGAUGACAAUCCCCGUGCCAACACAAGACGUCAAAGCAAUUCCAUCGCUGCCUGAGAAACCGAGGAUCUCUCCACCGCCCCCUGCAAUGUCUCGACCCCCAGCAGAGUCACAGAGGUCACAGUCGUUGGGUGGUCCACGUGCCAUAAACCCUCCUGCUGGACCGCAACGACCUUACGGCUCGAUGUCGUCGAACAUUGGGCGACCUCCGCCUCCUCCUCCAGAACGCGAUCGAUAUGACCCCUGGAAUCCCUGUAGCCGCCAUCAGCAAUAUCACCCCAACGGUUUCAAUGGCGGCCGAGGCAGUCCAGCACGAUCUGAAGCUAGUGACGGCACAGCUGCUGGGUCCGACUUUGGGCCUGAGAAGCCUGCUGAGGCUAGCGAGCUUGCUGCCACACCAGGUGCGAAAUUCGAAAGAAGCGAUAGCUCCGUAUCGAGAAAGAGGAGCUAUGGUGAUACAGAUGCCGACGACGAGCGACUGCGACAGCAUGAUGAUCACACGAAGCGCAAGCGACGUUCGCAGGUUGAUGCCGCAUACGGGUAA